AUGGAGUCUUACAAGCUUGGUGAAAUUAAAGUCAUUCCCAUCUUCUAUGGGGUUGAUCCUUCUGAUGUGAGACACCAGCGAAGAAGUUUUGGUUUAGGAAACUACCGGGGUCGAGUAACGGCCGAUAAGGUUCUCGGAUGGGAAGAAGCUCUAAACCUGGUUGCUGGUCUUUCAGGCGUGGACUCCAGCCACUGUGCGGACGAUGCUACGAUGGUUAAGGGAAUUGUUGAAGACAUCUCAAGCCAGUUGGCUUCUAUGCAGCCAACACCUUUGGACGAUCUUGGACGACGAUUUCCAGCUCAUUGUUUCAUAGCAAACGUAGACCAAACCUGUGAAGAAGACAAUCUCAGAGAGGUACAACAUCAAUUUCUCUGCGAUAUCUUAAGUACAAAACAAGUGCGUAAAAUUAUGAGCGUACAAUCCGGAGCAAAACUUAUCCAGUCGAGGCUUGCAAACCUCAAGGUCUUCAUUGUGCUUGAUGGUGUGGAAAAAGUGGAGCAGUUAAAUGCCUUGGCAAAAGAGACUAGCUGGUUCGGUCAAGGGAGUCGAAUCAUCAUAACCACACGAAAUAAGAGAUUGCUCGAUUCAUGCAGAGUGACCACCGUACACGAGGUUCAGUGCUUGGAAAGUGAGGAGUCUUUAAAGAUGUUAAAGAACUUUGCAUUCGAAGGUGGAGUUCCUCCUGGUGAUGCAUAUGAAGGAUUAGCGAUUCGAGCAUCUCAGCUCGCUCAAGGUCUUCCUCUUGCCCUAAAAGCCUUCAGCUUAUAUCUCCGUGGAAUCAGCUCCAUAGAGCAGUGGGAAGAUACAUCAGACACAUUUGAAACAGCUCCUCAUGGAGACAUCAUGAAUGCCUUACUAAGUAGCUAUUUCAGCCUGGACAUGCGAAGCCAGACCAAUUUUCUUCGGGUCGCAUGUCUUUUUAACAAGUAUACAAGCUCUGGCUGA
Molecule: messenger RNA, 945 nt
Organism: Arabis nemorensis
Lineage: Eukaryota; Viridiplantae; Streptophyta; Magnoliopsida; Brassicales; Brassicaceae
Source: the annotation of a GenBank genome assembly